Molecule: messenger RNA, 834 nt
Organism: Babjeviella inositovora NRRL Y-12698
Lineage: Eukaryota; Fungi; Ascomycota; Pichiomycetes; Serinales
Product: putative signal sequence-binding GTPase
Exons: 2
Coding region: 1-834 (277 amino acids)
Molecular function (GO): GTPase activity
Source: RefSeq, a predicted model, not a curated record
AUGUCCCGUGUUGGUGUUUUAGUGUUAGGCCCCGCGGGGGUCGGUAAAUCCACAUUCUGCAACUCCAUCAUCUCACACAUGCAAUCCAUCGGGAGACGGGCGCACAUCGUUAAUUUGGAUCCAGCAGCGGAUGCGACGCAGUACGAAUUUACGAUUGAUAUCCGUGACCUUAUCUCGCUCCAAGAUGUCCAGGAGGAAAUGAACUUGGGCCCGAACGGGGCACUCAUCUACUGCUUCGAAUUCUUGAUGAACAACUUGGACUGGCUCGAUGAGCAGAUCGGCGACUUUAACGACGAGUACCUCAUCUUUGACUGUCCCGGCCAGAUUGAACUCUACACGCACAUCCCGAUCUUGCCCACGAUCGUCAAGCACUUGACGUCGCAGUUGAACUUCAGUCUCUGCGCAACCUACUUGUUGGAGGCGCCGUUCGUGAUUGACCGCUCCAAGUUCUUCAGUGGCGCCUUGUCUGCGAUGUCUGCGAUGAUCUUAUUGGAAUUGCCACACAUCAACAUUUUGUCUAAGGUGGACCUCGUAGAGACCCAGGUCGCGAAACGUGAGUUGAAGCAGUUCUUAAACCCCGACCCGAUGCUAUUGGCCAGCGACAUUAAUGAAAAGACCAACCCUAGGUUUGCCAAGUUGAACCGCGCGAUUGCCAACUUGGUUGAUGAUUUCGGCAUGGUUCAGUUUUUGCCAUUGAACUGUAACACCAAGGACGAUGAGAGCAACAGUGUGGCUAACAUCUUGUCAUAUAUUGAUGAUGUCACACAGUGGUCCGAGGCGCAGGAGCCGAAGGAUCCGAAGGAAGACUUUGACCCGGAAGAGUUGGAAGAGUAG